GUAUGGACGUCACUAUUCCUGUGGCGCUCAAGAUACUGUGUCGCUGCCCUUCACCGUCACUGGUGGCUCUAUCACAAACCUCUAUCGCUUUGUGACCUGCACUAGUCGUGGGAGGCGUAGGAAGGGUUCAGGGAUACCCAGGAAACCUAGAAAUGGGAGAGAAAGGAAGAACUCAGUCUGUGAUCAAUAUUACACAAGUUACAAGCAAUGCUUCUCCGCAAGCAUAUUUACAUUCAGCCAGCUGCACCUGGUUACUUACUGACUGAUAAGAAGACUGGAGGACUUGAGGAUGACAUGGUCAGCUGGCUUUGUUGAAAGUUUAAUUUCCUCAGGCCUCCCGGACUCGUUUGUUGAGGCGAAUAGAAGGAAGCUUCCAGUUUUUUACUAUAUUUUAUUCAUUAGAACUUUAUGAAGAUUUUAUCCUCCACCUCAAGUGCCAUAAAUGAACUCAGUGGCCUUUGAGGAUGUAGCUGUGACCUUCACCCUGGAGGAGUGGACCUUACUGGAUCCUUCACAGAAGGAACUCUAUAGAGAUGUGAUGUGGGAAACCUUCAGGAACCUGGCCUCAGUAGGAAUAAAAUGGGACAAUCCAGACAUUGAAGAUCAGUACAAAAACCAGGGGAGAAAACUAAGAAGUCCAGUGGUAGAAAGAUUCUGUGAAAGUAAAGAGGUUGGUCAGUGUGGAGAAAACUUCAACUUUAUUUCAAAUCUCAAUCUGAAGAAAACUACUGGAGUGAAACCCUAUGAACGCAGUGUAUGUGGAAAAGUCUUUAUUUAUCAUUCAUCCUUUGAUGGACAUAUCAGAUGUCACCCUGGACACAGUCUGUCUGACUAUCAGAAAUGUGGAGAGAAGCCAUAUAAAUGUAAGGUAUGUGGGAAAGCCUUUAGUUAUCUCCAGUAUUUUAAACAACAUGAAAGAAAUCAUAAUGGGGAGAAAACUUAUAAAUGUAAAAAACGUGGGAAAGUCUUCAUGUACCGCAAAACCCUUCAAAAACACAUGAUGAAAUACACUAGACAUUCUCCUUAUAAAUGUAAGGAAUGUGGGAAAGUCUUCAGUUGUUCAAAUUCACUUCAGUUACAUGAAAGAAUGCACAUUAGAGAGAAACACUAUGAGUGUAAACAAUGUGGAAAAGCCUUCAGCAGUUAUCAAAGUCUUCAAAUACAUGAAAGAAGUCACAGUGGAGUGAAACCCCAUGCAUGUAAAAAAUGUAGGAAAGUGUUCAGAAGUCUCAGUUAUCUUCGAAAUCAUGAAAAAAAUCACAUCGGAGAGAAGUCCUAUGAAUGUAAAAUAUGUAGUAAAGCAUUUAGGUAUCCCAGUCGUCUUAAAAUACAUGAAAGGACACACACUGCAGAGAAACCCUAUGGAUGUAAGGAAUGUGGAAAAACCUUUAGAUAUUAUCAAAGUCUUCAAACACAUGAAAGAAGCCACACUGGAGAAAAACCCUAUGUAUGUAAAACAUGUAGUAAACCAUUCAGUUGUCUUGGUAAUCUUCGAAAACAUGAAAGAAAUCACAUUGGAGAGAAACCCUAUGUAUGUAAAAAAUGUAAUAAAGCAUUUGUUUAUCUAAGUUCUCUUCGAAAUCAUGAAAAAAAUCACACUGGAGAGAAGCCCUAUGAAUGUAAGGAUUGUAGAAAAACAUUUAGAUGUUAUCAAAGUCUUCAAGUACAUGAAAGAAAUCACACUGGAGAGAAACCCUAUAUAUGUAAAAAAUGUAGUAAAGCAUUUAGUUGUCUCCCUUAUCUUCGAAUACAUGAAAGAACUCAUACUGGAGAGAAACCAUAUCAAUGUAAGGAAUGUGGAAGAGCCUUCAGAUAUCAUCAGAGUUUUCGAAAACAUGAAAGAAAAUUCAUUGGAGAGAAGCCCUAUGAAUGUAAGGAAUGUGGAAAAGCCUUCAGAUGUUAUAAAAGUUUUCGAAGCCAUGAAAGAACUCACACUGCGGAGAAACCCUAUGAAUGUAAAAUAUGUGGUAAAGCAUUUAGGUAUCCCAGUCGCCUUCAAGAACAUGAAAGAACUCACACUGCAGAGAAGCCCUAUGAAUGUAAGGAAUGUAGAAAAGCCUUUAGAUAUUAUCAAAGUCUUCAAACACAUGAAAGAAGUCACACUGGAGAGAAACCCUAUGUAUGUAAAACAUGUAGUAAAGCAUUCAGUCGUCUCCGCUCUCUUAAAACACAUGAAAGAAAUCACACUGGAGAGAAACCCUAUGUAUGUAAAAAAUGUAGUAAAGCAUUUAUUUGUCUCAGUUAUCUUCGAAAUCACGAAAAAAAUCACACUGGAGAAAAGCCCUAUGAAUGUAAGGAAUGUAGAAAAGCCUUUAGGUGUUAUCAAAGUCUUCAAAUACAUGAAAGAAAUCACACUGGAGAGAAACCAUAUGUAUGUGAAAAAUGUAGUAAAGCAUUCAGUUGUGUUUCUUAUCUUCGAAGUCAUGAAAAAAUUCACACUGUAGAGAAACCCUAUGAAUGUAAGGAUUGCGGAAAAGCCUUCAGAUAUUAUCGUAAUUACCGAAUACAUGAACGAAAAUUCACUGGAGAGAAGCCCUAUGAAUGUAAGGAAUGUGGAAAAGCCUUCAGAUGUUAUAAAAGUUUUCGAAGACACAAAAGGACUCACACUGGAUAGAAACCCUAUGAACGUAAAAUGUAGUAAAGCAUUUAGUUAUCCCAGUUAUCUUGAUUGCAUGAAAGAACUCAUAUUGUAGAGAAGCCCUAUGAAUGUAAGGAAUGUGGUAAAACCCUUCAGACAUUAUCAAAGUCUUCAAACACAUGAAAGAGCUCACACUUGAGAGAAACCCUAUGAAGGUAAAACAUGUAGUAAAGCAUUUAGGUAUUCCCAUUAUUUCGGAAGACAUGAAAAAAAAAUGACAGUGGAGAGAAACUACGAAUGUAAAUAUGGAAAAACCUUCAGAUGUUAUAAAAGUUUUUGAAGACACAAAAGGAGUCACUAUGGAGAAACCUUGGGAAUGUAAACAAUGUGUCAAAGCCUUCAAAGAUUACUCUUGCUUGCAACCAAAUGAAAGAAGUACUGGAGAGAAACCCUAUGAGUGCAAGAAAUGUGGGAAAGCCUCUCAUCAUCUUAAAAAUACACAUGAGAAGGCACACAGGAGAGAAACCCUAUGAAUGUAAAGAAUGUGGUAAAGCAUACAGAGAUUACAGUGCCUUAGAAAAGCACAAAAGAACUCAGAAGCCCUAUGAACGUAAGAAAGUUGAAAAAUCCUUCAAAUGUUAUCAAAGUGUCAAAAACAAAACAAAAUCCAACCAAAUAAAUGUGAAGGCCUAAUUGGCUUUAAUUAAGCAAUGUAUGAAUUUGGCAGCAUCCCAUUUAGCAAUUAGAGGGAUGCUCUGAGGGGUUGCACAAAAUGGAAGCUUUUUAUAGGGUGGGGCAAAGGAGCUAUUGACAAAAGGAAAGAAAGGGUUAUUUGGGGUCUGGAUAUCUUUUCUUUGGGAAAAGAGAAGGAGAAUGUUACUAUAAUGCAGAUUGCCUCUUUCUGUGGGGUAUGGGAAGAGCCCAUGUGACACAUUACCUUACAAGUGCUUGAUCAGAAUAUUUCAUACUGGUAGAUUAUGUUUCUGGGAGAGGCUGAAACUGCAAUUAGAUUAGGUGAUAUGAAAAUCAAGAUUUGGGCAGGGCAGGGUCAGUGCCUAGAAAAGCUGUCCCCAGGUAACAGUUAUGCAGUCCUUGGGGAGCCACUGAUGAUGGGGAGAGGGCCAGGUUUCAUGUGUCCUGGGGAAUCUGCAUUUCUCCUGCAGUAGAAGCCAUUUGAACUUUUUCAACUGUAUCAGUAGCACGGUAUUUUUGUAUGAAAAGUGAGAGACUUCUGAACAGUGACUCAUUUAACUGCAAUAUUUUGAAAUCUAAAAAAAAACUUAAAAAUCAAGGUUUGGUAUAAGGGCUGUUAGUAUGAGUGAUAUUAUUUGGGGCCUGUGGUUUUUUAACAUGUUUUAGAAGACAAGAAAGGAAAUCACACAAGAGAGAUAUCCAAUGAAUGUAAAUUGGAAAAGCCUACAGAUACUACAGUUCCUUACAAACACAAAAAGACAGAGGAGAGAAACACGGUGAAUGUAAGUGAUGUGGUAGAGCUUUCAUUUCUCAUCUAGGUUUUAAAAUACAUGAAAGAAUUCACACUGGAGAUAUUCUAUGGAUGUAAACAUUGUGGUAAAGCCUUCAUUUGAAGACACGUGAGAGUGCACACUAGAGAGACAUCACAUAAAUGUAAAGAAUGUGGAAAGACUUUAAUUAUCCCAGUUCCUUCCAAAGGAAUGAAAGGAUUCACUGGGGAAAACUUCUUGAAUGUAAACUAUAGGAAGGACUUUAGUUGGCUCACAUUUUUACUUGUGAAAACUCAAAUGAAAAAUAAAUAUAAAUGUAACGUGUAAACUUUCAAUGUGAAAGAGUUGUUAAUAAAAUUGUAAAUAUA
Molecule: messenger RNA, 4409 nt
Organism: Hipposideros armiger (great roundleaf bat)
Lineage: Eukaryota; Metazoa; Chordata; Mammalia; Chiroptera; Hipposideridae
Product: zinc finger protein 791-like
Exons: 5
Coding region: 443-2614 (723 amino acids)
Biological process (GO): regulation of DNA-templated transcription
Source: RefSeq, a predicted model, not a curated record